UUCUGGACCGGGAACUUUGGGACGACAAAGUAACGCCACAAGAGGAGAAAGCACAGUACGUCGUCACUUACCGGGCUUCCGUUCGUCCAGCCUCUAACUACAUAAAUGCGACUCCCCAUCUUCAAGCUUCCGCUUCAUGUUCCCACCCAUCACUUUGAUUACCAGAAGUCAUAAUUCUUUUUGAACAAUACUCGAUAGCAACACUUACACCUACCACCAUGAGAGCUGCAAGAUAUUACGGCAAGGAAGACAUCAGGAUCGAACAGGUUCCAGAGCCAUCAUGUGGCCCUAAUCAGAUCAAAAUUGCCCCGGCAUUCGUCGGUAUCUGCGGGACUGAUCUCCACGAAUACCUCGGUGGCCCCAACUUCUGCCCCUCCUCUAAGCAUCCCGUCACAGGCGACCAAAUUCCGGUGACGCUCGGCCACGAGUUCUCUGGCAUCAUCAAGGAGAUAGGCUCAGAUGUCAAGCAGGAGCAUCUCAAAAUCGGCCUCCCUUGCGCUGUGCAGCCCACGAUUUACUGCGGCAAGUGUGCGGCCUGCAAAGCCGGUGCCGAGAAUGCAUGCCACACCGGCGGCUUCAUCGGACUCAGCGGCGGGGGUGGCGGCUUGAGUGAGGCGGUGUCGGUGCCCGCGGAUCAGGUCUUCCCUUUGCCCGAGGGCAUCCCUCUCGAGCUUGGUGCCUUGGUGGAGCCGCUUUCGGUAGCUUGGCAUGCCGUCUCUGCCACUACCGUCACACCCGAGUCCAACGUUUUGGUGAUGGGAGGAGGACCGAUAGGGCUGGCUGCUGUCUUGUGUUUGAAGGCGAAGGGAGUUACGAAUAUCAUGGUUGCAGAAAUUGCCACGGCCCGGCAAAGAUUCGCGAAGGAGUUUGGAGCAGCGCAUAUCAUUGAUCCUAAGAGCCAAGACGUUAUGGAGGAGGUGAUGAAUAUUACUGGUGGCAUUGGCGCUGAUGUCACACUUGACUGCGCAGGCGUACCGGCUAGCGUGAAAGCUGCGUGCAUGGCCGUCAAGACACGCGGCACGGUUGUCAAUGUCGCAAUCUGGGAGAAGGAAAUCCCCUUCAACCCGAAUUGGGUAACGUGGAGAGAAAGCUCGUAUAAGUCGGUACUUGGAUAUCAGAAAAAGGAUUAUCAGGCCGUGAUUGAGAACUUGAGAACAGGAGCCCUCAAGCCUGCCUCCAUGAUCACGAGGAAGAUUCCUUUGGACGAUCUUGUAGAGCAUGGUAUCAAGGCGUUGAUUACGGAUAAGGACAACCAAGUAAAAGUUUUGGUUGAUGUUGGCGCUUCUCUAUGAGAUGUUAUGGCACGGCAUUACAAGUUGAGAUUGCGAGAGCCUUCGGAGGGGGAUAUCCACUAAUGCUUUUCCGCUAUGCUUGUACUAGGUAUUUGGAUCGUAUCAAUUGAUGAUAAUGAAAUCUGUCUCA
Colletotrichum acutatum is the source of this 1422-nucleotide messenger RNA. RefSeq names its product chaperonin 10-like protein. Gene Ontology annotation, molecular function: (R,R)-butanediol dehydrogenase activity; zinc ion binding. The record is from RefSeq and is a predicted model, not a curated record. The coding region runs from base 219 to 1292 and encodes 357 amino acids. NCBI's taxonomy places the organism in Eukaryota, Fungi, Ascomycota, Sordariomycetes, Glomerellales, Glomerellaceae. The transcript has 4 exons. Gene Ontology annotation, biological process: butanediol biosynthetic process. Gene Ontology annotation, cellular component: cytoplasm.